GGGCGUUAUGAGGGUUGCUGACUAAAACUGGUUUGUACUGUAUGUGGGAGAGUGUGUCCGCUCUGUAGCAGUCACGACAAUGUUGUACAGGUUUGCCUAGCACAGUCAGAUAUGGCUGAAGAAAUUGCCGUCAGUUUGCACUUGCCGUCCACUAUGAACGCCAUCUUCCAGAUCCAGGAGUACGCCGAUACCUCUGCUGUUUCUGCCGCCGCCGCUGCCGCUCCUCCGGCCUCUCAGAGCAGCGAUGACUACCUAUUUGUGGAGACCAGACACCCCAACACAGUCCUGCAGGGCCUCAACAGCUUGCGACUCAACAACGCCUUCUGUGAUGUGACUCUCUGCUGUGGAGGCCAGGAGUUCCCCUGUCAUCGCAUUGUGCUGGCUUCUUUUAGCUCCUACUUCCAGGCAAUGUUCUCAGCUGAUCUGAUAGAGUCCAAACAAGAACGUGUUGCCAUCAAUGGUGUUGAACCUCAGAUGAUUGGCAUGCUAGUGAGCUACGCCUACACAUCAGAGGUCUACAUCUCCAAGGCAAACGUUCAGGCGCUGCUGGCAGCAGCCAAUCUGCUGGAUGUGAUGGCUGUUAGAGAGGCUUGUUGUCGCUUCAUGGAGCGUCAGAUGGAUGAGAUGAACUGUGUGGGGAUUCACUGUUUUGCUGAGGCCCACUCUUGCAAGGUUCUGGAGAAACGCAGCAUGGACUACAUCCUGGAGCACUUCAGCAGCGUUUGCCAGCAGGAGGAGUUCCAGUCUCUGUGUGUGGACAAACUGACAGAAAUCAUCACCAGUGACUUUCUCAACGUGCCCAAAGAGGAGAUGGUGUUUGAGGCCGUCAUGUUAUGGUUGAAUAAAUGUCCUUCUCGCAAGCAGAGCUUUGAAAAGGUGCUUGAGCAUAUCCGCCUGCCUCUCAUCAGCCCCUACUACCUCCAUGACCUGAUUGAGUCUUUGGAUGUGGUGAAGGAGAAUCAGGCCUGCCAAAAGCUCAUCUCUGAGGCCAAGGACUAUCUGCUGCUGAAGGACCGUCGAGGAGAGCUCUACUGCCCCAGAGCAAGGCCUCGCAGGUCCACAGGGACAGCUGAAGUGAUAGUGACGGUUGGCGGGGAGGAUGACAAGGUGGUGCUGCGUAGCGUCGAGAGCUUUGACCCUGUGACGAACCAGUGGAAGAAUCUGGCAUAUCUGCCUUUCGCUGUGAGCAAACAUGGGCUGGUGGUCUCAGGCUCGACUCUGUAUUUAGCAGGAGGGGAGUUUCCUGAUGGCUCAGCCAGCAGAGAGAUGUGGCGCUAUGACCCCUGCUUUGACUCCUGGAUGGAGAUGGCUCCCAUGAAUGUAGCUCGCUCUGAGUUGGGUCUGGUGAUGCUGGACGGCUUUGUGUACGCUGUGGGAGGCUGGGAGGGCCGCUCUCGGCUUGACUCAGUGGAGUGUUACAACCCUCACACUAACUCCUGGCAGUUUACAGAGUCUGUAAAGAUGGCCGUCACAAGUCCUGCAGUGGUGGCACUGGAUGGACUGCUCUAUGUUACCGGUGGCGCAGUCCUGGAAGACGGUGAUGGCACAGACCUUGCACAGGUUUACAACCCUAAAACUGCAGUGUGGACAGAGGUUGCCCCCAUGCAGAUCGCUCGCUCUGGUUCAGCUGCUUGUACACUCAAAGGAAAGAUAUACGUUAUAGGCGGAUGGCACGCUUCAACGGAAAACACAGAUAAAGUUGAAUGUUACAAUCCCAAAACUAACCAGUGGACUAUGUGCGCCCCUAUGAAAGAACGACGCUACCGACCAGGUGCUGCUGUCGUAGACGGCAAGAUCUAUGUCUUGGGUGGAGAAGAGGGUUGGGAUAGAUAUCAUGACACUAUUGAAAGGUACUGUGAUGAAACUAACACAUGGGAGAUUGUGGGAGAGAUGCCCACCAGUCGCAGCUGGCUCAGCUGUGUGUCUCUCCAGCUAAGGAAAGACAUCCACGAAAGCAGCUGCCCUGAUACACCAAAUGAGAACUAAAAGACGACAUCAAGGUGGAAGUUUUUCCUGGUUAUUAUUUGCACUCUUUUUGGCGUCAGUCCACUACAAAGCUCAGAGCUGUGGAGAACAGUGAACUGAGAAGCCUGGAAUUGACUCCAAGCCUGUUUGAGCUGUUACUGAUGGCAAAAAAAGUGAUUGGUUUUAGUUGGCCAUGACUUGAGGUGUAAGUCUUGCUCACUUUGGGUUACUAUGUUUUAGCUGGUGGUUGAGAAGCUAAUGUUUAUCUACAUGAUCUCAAAUUACUGUGACUCUCAGUCUAGUCAGCGGCCUGAACUCACGCCAUAUGAUGUGAACAUUUUUAGGGUAUUGUCGUAGGGUACGUCGAAGCACUUCAUUCUGCAGAUGUUCCUGGCCAACAGUGUGUAUUUUUGUAUUAUGUGAUGUAUUUAUUUGGGGUGUGACCAGCUGUCAGAAUUAUCUUUUUCAGCAAACCGUAAACAGUGUUGUCACAAAAGCUCUGUGGGCCAAAGGAUCAUAUUGUGAAUAUUUUCAAAGGUUACCUGUGGGAAAAAAUGUGCACAUGUGAGCAGUCUUUUGUAAUUAAACUUUGUAAGUUCUGAAUGAUUGUCUUUUUCAACCUGUGAUAUGUUGAAUUUAUUUUUGUAUUGUGAUGUGAGUCUUACAUUUUAGUGAAUUUAAAUGCAUUUCACUUGUAAUAAAGAUGUUUAACUAUUUAA
This is a messenger RNA of Melanotaenia boesemani (Boeseman's rainbowfish), 2684 nucleotides long. RefSeq names its product kelch-like protein 20. The transcript is spliced from 12 exons. Bases 112 to 1986 code for a protein of 624 amino acids. Gene Ontology annotation, molecular function: protein binding. NCBI's taxonomy places the organism in Eukaryota, Metazoa, Chordata, Actinopteri, Atheriniformes, Melanotaeniidae. The record is from RefSeq and is a predicted model, not a curated record.